Eucalyptus grandis is the source of this 2571-nucleotide messenger RNA. RefSeq lists its product as uncharacterized. Bases 1129 to 2118 code for a protein of 329 amino acids. NCBI's taxonomy places the organism in Eukaryota, Viridiplantae, Streptophyta, Magnoliopsida, Myrtales, Myrtaceae. The record is from RefSeq and is a predicted model, not a curated record. The transcript is spliced from 6 exons.
GAUAGUGUCCUCCUCGAUACCGUUCGUUCUCGGUGUCACUGGAUGGGACCAAAUUUGUCAUCGGAUACGAAGUUAGCGCUCCCGGUUUUCGCCUGAAAACCGUCCCUUCACUUUGCAGUUCACACCACUGAUAUAUCGAACCGAAGUGACGCGACGCGACGCCAAGAACAGAAGAGCAAAGAGCCAAAAAAGAAAAAGAAAAAAGAAAGACACGACGGGAGAUAAAAAACGACUCUGCUCCUGCUCCUGCUCCUGCUCCUGGCUGGGGCUGCUGCCUUCCCUGAACACGCGGCGAAGCGAACUCUCACGGCUCCGACACCAUUUCCCACCUCGUCUUCUCUCUCUCUCUCUCCGUGUCUGUCUUCGUCUCUGUUUCUGCCUCAAUUCGCUGCAUAAAUAUGCAGGGCGCGCGCAGAACGUAAGGCACCAAAAGAUCCGAUUUUUAAUAAUCCAAAAGGUCUUGAAAAGUCCCCCACCUUUCUUCCCCUCAUCCGUUUCUCCUAGAUUCCCCUUAAUUCAUCUCUCUCUCUCUCUCUCUCUCUCUCUCUCUGUGCUUAGUCAGCAUCGAGCGUUUCUCACUUCGCCUCGUUGCUUUGCCCUGCUUCCGCACCAUUAACUGAUCCGGGCGUUUGAGGAAUUCGCGCACACCUGUUGUUAUUCUCCCCAUUACGUGACGCCUCGUUGCUGCUGCCGCUGCUUCUUGCGGAGGCUCUGUAUUUAUAGGAUUCGUGGGUUUCUCUCUUCUUCCUGCCUGGCCUUCGACAUUCUGUGUACACAUGAGGAGCGCCCCUCGCUGAUCCUCUCGGUCCUCUUGAUUUCCGAUAUCGUCCCUCUCUCGGGUUUCCUUUUUUCUCGUCGCCUUCCCCUGUUUUGGAAAUCUGCAUGACUUUCCACGCUUCUGCAAAUAUGGAAAUUAUCCUUCGGCUUUAAUUUCUUGCUUCUUGAGGCGCCCUGCCCUUUUCGAGGGGGACGAGCGCGGUUGGUGAAAGAGGUCGUCAUGUGGGUUUUCGCCGAAGUCGCCAGUUCCGCUGAUUCUCUCCCCACCUGCUUUCGCCCUUCUUGCAUUCCGUCGGAGUGAUCGCCUUGGGAGCGUUCGAGAGGUACGUCGAUUUCGGGGAAGCGGCUGCGAUGGCGUUUUCAAGAUGUCGUAACCCACCUAAUCUGCAAUGCUUUCUCGACUCCGUCACUCCAGUCGUUCCUUCAAGAACUGCUUCUAAGAGCCACAUUCAUGAUAUCAACCAUCUAUGGCAACCUGCUGGUAAGGAAAUGAUCAAAUACUUUGAACUGAAAGAUCUUUGGCAUAGCUAUGAAGAAUGGAGUGCAUUUGGUGUCAGUACUAAAGUCGUGUUAAGUGAUGGAGAGACGGUUAAGCAAUAUUAUGUGCCCUAUCUAUCGGCAAUCCAAAUCUACACUAAUCAGACCAUUGUUUGUAACAGGAACAAAGCAGAGGGAAAUGUUGCGGUGGAAUUCGAAAGUGACUCUUGGAGUGAUGAUACCGGGAGCGAUAAGCUAUCAAGGUCCUUAAGCAACGAUUCAAGCAAGGCUUGGGAUAGCAUCUCGGAAGAUUCGAGCUCAGACCAGCCAGUUUCAUGGUCAAUGAGGAAUAAGCUUGGCUCCAUUUACUUGGAGUACUUUGAGGCAUGUUCUCCUAACUGGAGAAUUCCUCUGUCGAAUAAGAUGACCGAAUUAACAAAAGAUCAUCAGGCACUGACAACUCUUAGAAGCAUGGAUAUAUCUCCAGCCAGCUGGAUGGCUGUCGCUUGGUAUCCAAUUUACCAUAUUCCAAACAGCAGCAACGAUAAGGACUUGCUGACUUGCUUCCUGACUUAUCACACAUUGUCGUCAUCAUUCCUAGAUAGUGCUGAUGAUGUUUAUGAGGACGACCAAUGCCAUCCUCUUUACAUGGACAGUAAACUGAAGAGGGUUGGUUCUGACAAGAUUCGGCUUAGUCCAUUUGGGUUGGCUGCAUACAAGAUGCGAGGUGACCUCUGGGUGAAACCGGAGACAUUCGAGCAUCUCAAGUUCACCCAGCUCCAUGACGCGGCUCAUUCCUGGGCGAAGCAGCUCAACGUCUACCAUCACGACUUGAACUUCUUCAGCCGCGACUCUAUUGUAUAAACCUGUUCUGUGAAGUAGCUUUUUUUGGGACUGGCUUUCUUCCUUUCUUGUCACAUAUAGCACUCCGGCAUCUCCCCCACCUAAUUCCGCGACUUAGAGGAUGCAGCAGAGAGCCGCAGUUUUGGUCGCACCGUGAAAUGGAGCAAACGGUUUGAUGCUCUUUUGCUAUCCAUUGCUAUCCAUCUGAUGGCUUUGGUUUAGGAAGUUUUUGAUGGAGAGGAGCUAGCUGUGGACACUGAGUUUGUCUAAUGUUCAUGUACCAGGGAAUUUAGGUGACUGUACUUUUGGUGGUGAUCUCUUUGCAGAAUUUUUUUUUUCGCUUUCUUUUUUCUUUUUCUGCUUCGUUGUUGAUGCGAAGCGCGGCCAUGUACAUUGGAACCUGAGGAUCAGUUGCAGAUGAUGCUCUAUGUGCAAGGGUUUUGCUGUAAUUGAAAAGGGUCUCUCUUUGAUCUC